GAGAUAUUUCAGUAGCUCUCCAGACGUAUCAGUGAGAGGUUUGUUUUGCAGUCCGUGAAAUUGUGAUAAAAUUUUCCACUGUGAAUUUUGCACAGAAAAUGACUUUUCUUCACAUCUUCACUUUUCUUCUCUGCGUGAUUGCAUACAUUUGGUACCGCGUGAGGAAAAUCUUGAGUUAUUGGAGUGAUAGAAAUGUGCCAGUGAUUAAGCCAUCAUUCCCUCUGGGGAAUCUUGGGGAGGUUGGCAAGAAACACUUGGGCACUGUCAUAAAAGACAUUUAUUUGAAAUUGAAAGACAAAAGCGACUUUGCGGGCUUCUACUACUUAAUGACACCCCAAAUUAUACCAUUGAGCUUGGACCUCAUGAAGAAUAUCCUCAUCAAGGACUUUCAGUACUUUCCAGACCGUAAAAUUUACUACAAUGAAAAGGAUGAUCCGCUUUCUGCCCACUUGUUCGCCAUCCGUGGAGAAAAGUGGCGCGCCUGGAGACAACAAUUGACACCCACAUUUACAUCAGGCAAGAUGAAGAUGAUGUUUCCAAUCGUGAUUUCGCAAGCUAAAAAUCUCCAAAACUACAUUGAGAAGAAUAUGAAUAGAGGUCCAAUGGAGUUCAAGCAUGUCUGCGUUCGCUACACAGCGGACGUUAUUGGCAGUGCUGCAUUUGGUCUGGACUGUCGAGCACUGUUUGAGGAAGAUACCGAAAUAAUCCAUGUCGGAAAGCUUUUUUUCGCUUUCAACACUUUUAUCGAGAGAUUCAAGUUCUUCUUUGGAAUGAUUUGUGAAAAUUUCUCGAGAAAACUCGGCCUCAGGUUUAAUCAUCCCGACUUGGAGGAGUUUUUCAUGAGGAUCAUUAAGGAUACCAUUGACAAACGCGAUGCUGGUCUAAUUGAUAGGAAUGAUUUUAUGAAGCACUUACUAGAAAUAAGGGAUUCUGGAAAAGGCAAUAAUUUAACAUUCAAUGAAUUGGCAGCUCAAGCUUUUGUGAUUUUUUUCGGAGGCUUCGAGACAUCGUCCAAUACAAUGGAGUGGUGCUUAUGCCUCUUGGCUCUUCAUCCUGAAAUUCAAGAUCGCGCACGCGACGAAAUCAGAGAAGUCAUGGAGAAAUGGAAUGGGGAAUUAUCAUAUGAAGCUGUCCAGGAAUUAACAUACCUCAGACAGUGCAUUGAUGAAACUCUGAGACUAUAUCCUCCAGCUACUGUACUAUUCCGUCUUUGUGUGCAAGACUACAAAGUCCCAAAUUCAGAUUUCAUCAUCGAAAAGGGCACUCAAAUUUUCGUACCCUCCAUGGGUAUUCAUAUGGAUCCAGAAAUCUAUCCCGAACCUGAGGUCUUCGAUCCUGAACGCUUCACUCCGGAGAACAUCAAAGAUCGCCACCCAAUGGCGUAUAUUCCCUUCGGUGCUGGACCGAGAAAUUGCAUUGGUUUACGAUUUGCAUAUAUGCAAAUGACCGUUGGACUUGCGUAUAUACUUCACAACUUCCGCUUAACCCUGAAUCCUAAGACCAAAGUACCACUAGAGAUUGAUCCCGAACAUAUUGUCGUCAGUCCUAACGGCAGCAGUUGGUUAGACGUUGAAAAGAUUAUUUCCUAAAUCAUGAGAUCAACAAUAAAUGAAUAUGCUGGAAACUGGUUAUUGCCCUAAUAAAAAAUACUGUGUAUUAGUAGAUAAA
Molecule: messenger RNA, 1668 nt
Organism: Phlebotomus argentipes
Lineage: Eukaryota; Metazoa; Arthropoda; Insecta; Diptera; Psychodidae
Product: probable cytochrome P450 6a17
Exons: 2
Coding region: 99-1589 (496 amino acids)
Molecular function (GO): iron ion binding; monooxygenase activity; heme binding
Source: RefSeq, a predicted model, not a curated record